GGAGUGUGGGCGGAGUAAAUAAUGGUUGCUGUGGUUCCCGGAGUGACGUAGGGAGAUUUGUGGGCGGUCCGAGUGUCUGGGCGCUGCUGAGAGUGACGUGUUGGGGGCCGGUGUGUCAGGGAGUGGUCGCCGGUGGGACUCGGGCCUUGGCGAGGGGAACUGAGCCCAAGGGGGUCGCUGUCCGGCCGGGCCCUGCGCUGCCUCUCCAGUCCUCGGUUUCGCCUCAGACGUCUUCGUUCUCUUCGGGCGGCUUCCCCCUUCCUCGUUCCUUCCCACCUCGGCCCCUUCUUCUCUUCUUGUCGCUUCCCUCCCGGUGCGGCCCAGCCAUGUCGGGGCUGCUGGGCAAGUUGUUCGGGACGGGCACGGGCGGUAAGGGCGCCGGGAAGGGGCCUUCUCCGCAGGAGGCCAUCCAGCGACUUCGCGACACGGAGGAGAUGUUGAGCAAGAAGCAGGAGUUCCUGGAGAAGAAGAUCGAGCAGGAGCUCUCGGCCGCCCGCAAGCACGGCACCAAGAACAAGCGCGCUGCUCUUCAAGCCCUAAAGCGAAAAAAGAGAUAUGAGAAGCAGCUUGGACAAAUAGAUGGCACGUUGUCCACGAUUGAAUUCCAGAGGGAAGCCCUUGAAAAUGCCAAUACCAACACUGAAGUCCUCAAGAAUAUGGGCUAUGCUGCUAAAGCAAUGAAAGCUGCACAUGAUAACAUGGAUAUUGACAAAGUAGAUGAACUCAUGCAAGACAUUGCAGAACAGCAGGAGCUAGCAGAUGAAAUUUCAACAGCCAUUUCCAAACCUGUAGGAAUUGGUGAAGAAUUUGAUGAGGAUGAACUAAUGGCUGAACUAGAGGAGCUAGAACAGGAAGAAUUGGACAAAAACUUGCUGGAGAUCAGUGGUCCAGAGACGGUUCGACUACCCAGUGUACCCUCAAUAUCUAUACCUUCCAAGCCAGCUAAGAAAAAAGAAGAGGAGGAUGAUGAUGACAUGAAAGAACUAGAAGCCUGGGCUGAAAAUAUUUAGCUUUACCUGCUGUCAGCUGGAGAAACAUUAGAGACUCUGGUCACCUGCUGCUGCAGGUGCAAGUAUGGGUGGGAGAUGACUCGAAGCGUAAUGUCUUUAUUUCUUUAAUCUAAGCCCAAAGCAGUGGGAGUUGCAUUCUGCAUAGCAUGGUCUGAGUGAGGGAAGCAAAGUUCCCAAGGAAAGUUGCCUGCAGUUUAUGAUGUUGAAUUUCUUUAAGAUACAAAAUAAAACUUUAUUGGCAAAAUUUGAACCUUCAGCUUCCGGACGCUGCUGAUGCCGCUGCUGGAUCUUCAUCUUUCAGAAUUCUGGCCGUGUUGAAUCUGAUUGAUUUUGAGAUGUGAAGACUAUAACUUAAGUUGAUUGAAAAGUUUUUAGAGUUCUUGUAAAGCAUUUCAAAAGGAGAAGUCAUAAGCCAUUAUUGACUUAUUAUGCUUAGAACUGUACAAAAUGCAUUAGGCUUUUAAUUCUUUAAAGUCUGUAUUUAUAUCCGUUGACUGCGUUGACACCUCACUCACAUUAUCUUGGUCACUGUUCCCAUUUUAAUUAAUGAAAUGGAUUUGGAGUAACAAGCCAGUGUUAUCAUGCAAGCUGAUAAUUUAUACUCAAAUUCCAACUGUACAUUUUUCUGUAUAGCAUUUGUGUGUUGACUUCUAUUUGUGAUGAUCAAUAUACCAUUCAGACACAAACAUUUAUUUUAAAUAAGGAUCUGUGGUUUGCACUGUAUUAAAUACCUGGAUUGAUUUUCA
Molecule: messenger RNA, 1756 nt
Organism: Heteronotia binoei (common prickly gecko)
Lineage: Eukaryota; Metazoa; Chordata; Lepidosauria; Squamata; Gekkonidae
Gene: CHMP4B
Product: charged multivesicular body protein 4B
Exons: 5
Coding region: 327-1010 (227 amino acids)
Biological process (GO): late endosome to vacuole transport via multivesicular body sorting pathway; vesicle budding from membrane
Cellular component (GO): multivesicular body; cytoplasmic side of plasma membrane; ESCRT III complex
Source: RefSeq, a predicted model, not a curated record